Anopheles moucheti is the source of this 890-nucleotide messenger RNA. RefSeq lists its product as uncharacterized. Gene Ontology annotation, molecular function: chitin binding. Bases 28 to 840 code for a protein of 270 amino acids. NCBI's taxonomy places the organism in Eukaryota, Metazoa, Arthropoda, Insecta, Diptera, Culicidae. Gene Ontology annotation, cellular component: extracellular region. The record is from RefSeq and is a predicted model, not a curated record. The transcript has a single exon.
CCCAGUCAGACACUUCAUGAAGUCAAAAUGAAGUUUCUGUACAGCAUCGUACUGUUUGUGGCGUUUUGUUUCACUGCGAUCAAUGGCCAGACAACAGAGUCCUGUGUGGAAGAAAACGAGCUCACUGCAAAUCCUUCCAUUUGCAACCAAUAUUAUCGCUGUCUGAGUGGUGAACGUGUUCUGUUCAGCUGUACUAGAAAUAAAGUGUUCAACCCCACUACUAAACGCUGCGUAGCAUCCGACACCUACUCCUGUGGCGAACAACAGCCAGAGUUCCUGACAACGUCAGCUCCAUCGUUACAUUGUCCGACGAACGUAAAUGGAAUUGUGGCCCAUGCAUCCGACUGUGACAAAUUCGUCGUGUGCGAGAAUGGCAUCGAGGAGAUACACGCCUGUCCAGAGGGAGAACAAUUUUCCUGGAACAAACUGGUAUGUGGUGUUGGUUUCCCGUGUGGAGAGUAUGUUGAACGACCGACAGACUCGACAUCGUUGGAAGCCGAAGCAUGUGCCAGACAAACGCUGCUGCUGGCAGAAUAUCCCUACGGAGUUGGUGCGUACGUAGACUGCAAGGAUAAGGUGAUCCAGAGCUGUGACGAUGGCACAAUCUUUCGCUGGAACUACCAGCGCUGCCUACCGGGUGCGGUCUCGACUAACGAACUGAGCAGCGCAUCGGCUAAUUGUGGCGCCUUUGGCAAGAGCUCACACCCUUAUCUAUGUGAGAAGUACUUUAAGUGUAUCUUCUGGAUCUCGUCACUACGAUCAUGCGCUGCCGGUAUGAUCUACAGUGCAGCGCACGAAGAAUGUAUUGCAGGCAACUUUCAAACAUGUAAACUAAUGUAAAGAGAAGUCAACACAACACAGAGUGAAUAUAAAAGGCACGCGUGUACAGA